Dermacentor andersoni is the source of this 775-nucleotide messenger RNA. RefSeq lists its product as uncharacterized. Lineage: Eukaryota; Metazoa; Arthropoda; Arachnida; Ixodida; Ixodidae. The record is from RefSeq and is a predicted model, not a curated record.
AUGGAGCGCAGGAUGGAGAUCCCGGAAGAAGACAUCUCUGAAGAAGAAGCAAGCAGCCCCGGCUGGAUGACGGCAUAUGGCCGCAGUAACGGCAAAGCGAACGGCAAGCUUUCAAAGGCGCAAGACUUCGCUGCAACACUCCAGGCCCCGUUGUCGUUCCUUGUGGCCGAGUACUUCUGCUGGGAGGGCUCGCUAUAUAAUGGCUGUUGCGUCCCGCUGUCGUUCCUCGUCUACGAGCGCCUCAGCAGGGGGUGUUCGGCGGGCGGUGCUUACUCCACGAGCACCCACGACACCUUCAAGCUCGAUGAAAUCUCGGCUCGCUUGCUUCCGUUCGUGCCAGUCCAGCCGCCCAGCACCGAGGCCAUCGCUUACGCGGGACCAAUACGAGGUGUACUGCCCGGAGAUGAUGAGAUGUACCACCUGAUCAUCGGACUUGGCCAAGUACCAGCGCAGCAGUACAUCGUGGUCGCGCCGAACGUCGCCAGCGCAUCUCUCACCACAGGUAGCAAGGCUGUCAACAAUUCCAGCACCAUUGACGAUUGCCUGCAAUUGAACAUGCUGCCGUGGUGCUUGUUGAUCCUGAUCUCGGCAGUCGUCUCCUUCGCGACAACACUGUUGCUCUUCCUUUUCCUCGAUUCUGACAAAACGGAGACCACGACGGUGCUCGAAGCAGAAGAGCGCUUCUUUAUUCCCUCCCAGAUGACGCCAUAUCCGGGCCCAUAUAUAUCCACCUGGAUUAUGGCUGCACCGAACAGUUCAGCUGCUUAAGCCACGA